UGCGGGACAGCUGUCGCCGGCAACAACCCCGGGUCGGAGACAGCGGCCGCGGCAGCGGGAGCAAGCUUCGCUGCAGGGAGCCGCGGCCGCCGCCGCCCCUGCACGGAAGGAACCUUGGCAGCCAACGGACCCUUCCUCGCUUUUGGAAAUGGCGGGUGAAAUCACAGAGCCCGGGGAGCUCUAUUCUCCCUAUGUCGGACUGGUGUAUAUGUUUAACCUCAUCGUGGGCACCGGCGCGCUCACCAUGCCCAAGGCCUUUGCCGCGGCUGGGUGGCUCGUCAGCCUGGUCCUGUUGGUGUUCCUGGGCUUCAUGAGUUUUGUGACAACUACCUUUGUGGUGGAGGCCAUGGCGGCAGCCAACGCUCAGCUCCGCUGGAAGAGAAUGGAAACCCAUCAGGAGGAGGAAGACGAUGGCUCCUCCACGGCCUCCGACAGUGAUGUUCUCACCCAGGACAACGACGCGCGGGCAGAGAAGCGGCCCAUCCUGUCUGUGCAGAGGCAUGGAUCUCCGAACCUUUUUGAGAUCACAGACCGGGUGGAGAUGGGGCAGAUGGCCUCCAUGUUCUUCAGUAAAGUGGGGGUCAACCUGUUCUAUUUCUGCAUCAUCACCUACCUGUAUGGGGACCUGGCCAUCUAUGCUGCCGCCGUGCCCUUCUCUCUCAUGCAGGUGACCUGCAGUGCCGUGGGCAACGACUCCUGCGGCGUGGAGGCCGAAGCCAAGUACAACGACACGGACCUGUGCUGGGGGCCCCUGCACCGCGUGGACGCCUACCGCAUCUACCUGGCUGUCUUCACCCUCCUCCUCGGACCCUUCACCUUCUUUGACGUCCAGAAGACCAAGUACCUGCAGCUCCUGACGUCGCUGAUGAGAUGGAUCGCUUUCGCCAUCAUGAUCGUGCUGGCCCUGGUGCGCAUCGGACAUGGGCGUGGGGAGGGGCGCCCGCCGCUGGCCGACUUCUCCGGCGUCCGGAACCUGUUCGGCGUGUGCAUCUACUCCUUCAUGAGCCAGCACUCCCUGCCGUCCCUCAUCACCCCCAUCUCCUCCAAGCGCCACCUCACACGCCUGGUCUUCUUGGACUACGUGCUGAUCCUGGCUUUCUACGGCCUCCUCUCCUUCACCGCCAUCUUCUGCUUCCGUGGUGACAGCCUCCUGGACAUGUACACCCUCAACUUUGCACGCUGCGACGUCGUGGGCCUGGCCGCCGUGCGCUUCUUCCUGGGCCUCUUCCCCGUCUUCACCAUCAGCACCAACUUCCCCAUCAUCGCCGUGACACUGCGCAACAACUGGAAGACACUUUUCCACCGAGAGGGGGGCACAUACCCCUGGGUGGUGGACCACGUGGUGUUCCCCACCAUCACCCUGCUGCCCCCUGUGCUGGUGGCCUUCUGCACACACGACCUGGAGUCCCUGGUGGGCAUCACGGGGGCCUACGCGGGCACGGGCAUCCAGUACGUCAUCCCCGCCUUCCUGGUGUACCUCUGCCGCAAGGACACCCAGCUGGCCUUCGGCUACGGGACCGUCAACAAGCACGGGUCCCCUUUCCGCCGCACCUUCUGGGUGGGCUUUGUGCUGCUCUGGGCUUUCUCCUGCUUCUUCUUUGUCACCGCCAACAUCGUCCUCAGCGAGACUAAGCUCUGAUGGCAGGACAAGUCUGGUGACGAGAGGGGUGGGGCCCCCCCGCCCUCCCCGCUGGCAGAGCCAAGGGCUAGUUGCCUCCCAGGUGUCCGUGGGGCAGGCAAGGCCCGGGCUCUUGGAGGGUACCCUCCACGCCUCCAGCUGGGGGGCUCCCCCACCCAGGAUUCCGCACAGUCUGCACCUCGCCUCACUUGCCGGGGUCACCCUCCUCCAGGUCCUCGUGCUGGGGCUGCCCCCAGCCAGCCGAGUCCCACAACCGGGCACACGGCUGCUCCUAGAUUCUAGGACUGGUUACUGGGAUCGAGCCCUCUGCUUUCACACACUCCACCACCAGGGCGGGCUCUUCCCCCGGAAGGGUGGAGACGCAGUGCUGGCACUGCCACUAUGCCAGACACGUGUCCCCCCCACCCCUUACCCCGCUCUCCCAGUCCCUCCCGCAUCCUUGUCUGGGAAAUCUCCAUUAGGGCAACCCCAGGUCCUACCCCUCCUCUCCACUGGGCCUGGCAGGGCUCACCUUCCCACCGGGCCUGGAGGUGCCGAGUGCCUCUCCUAGGGGAGUGCCUGGCCAGCUGACAACAAGGACCAUAAGUGCUACUUGGCACCAGGGUCCCCAGACCAGAGCUGGGAGGUGCCAGCUCCUGUCCUGGGCUUCGGAGCCCAUGAUGACUCCAGAGCAGCGGGUGGGAGCAGCCUUUCCACACGGGCACAGCAGCCCACGCACGGGGUUUAAAGCCCAGAGCUCUCGACCCCUGAAAGGGCGCCUCAGGCUUCCUGCGGGGGGGGCGGGGGGGAGCAGCGUACAAGGGCCACCAGAGGGGAGCUACCCCCAGCUGUCACCACAGUGGCCUGGGAGCACCCCGGGCAUGGAGCCCGUGGUUCCCACCCUGUGAGAGAGGUCGGGCCUGCCCCCCCCCCCCAGCACAUGGAGCAGAAGCUCUUACCUUACAGAAAAAACCCUUAGAACCCAUACACAGACUCUAGCAAAACCCUAACCAUCUACAUUUCAGUCUGAAUAAAGCACAGCUGUGGGAGUGCCCGGCCCUGCCCCCGCUCCAACACUAACAGUGGCUCCCUUUGGAGCCGAGCUGUGCGUGCUCAGCGUCCACGCUCUCCAUGUCCCUUGGGCGCUGUGGGGUGAGACGGGGCCCCGGCCACCAUUCCCAUGGAAGGAGAGCCAGGUUCCUGGGCACGUCACCAGCUCCACGUGCUCCCCUCCCCCCCAACAAUCAUGCAUGCACCUGCUGGGCCAGCCUUCCUCGGAGACACAUGGGACCCUAAAGAACUCUGCAUUUUCAAUGUGCCUUCUCCUGCGUCAGGGCCUGGGGGCUCCUCCUGACCCUCCCUCGUGUGGCCCCGGCCCUGGGCCUAAGCCCACUUGUCCUGGAGCCCACAGCAGCUGGGCCAGGAGCAGCCUCUGGGGUGGGGUCUCGGCCCUUCCCCCUCCCUCCGCUGAUUUCAGUGCCUUGCUCCUCUCUCCAGGGAACCCCUUGCGGCCUUCCCCCUGCAUCUCACCGUCAUUGAACUUUGGACAGAGCGAGGACGCCAGGUCUCCUGGGGCCCACGAUGGUCUCAGGGCAGGGGGACAUGGGAUUUGCAA
Molecule: messenger RNA, 3233 nt
Organism: Delphinapterus leucas (beluga whale)
Lineage: Eukaryota; Metazoa; Chordata; Mammalia; Artiodactyla; Monodontidae
Gene: SLC38A12
Product: solute carrier family 38 member 12
Source: RefSeq, a predicted model, not a curated record